CUGGGAGUCGUGUACUAACGACGAGUAGCUUGAAUAGUACAUGUCCGCAUGCACAUACCCACAGCCCCACCAAGGCUAGUCUCAUCAGCAUUGGCAACGCUUGAACUUAAAGCUGCAGGAGUUAAGCCUUGUACCGGGGUUGGGGACUGCAAUUAAGCUAUGACCUAUUGGCAGUCCAAUUAGUGUCCACAGCUCGCUCCUUCUCCAGCUGAUCUGUAUUGCUUGGUUUGUAAGCUGCACUGUUUGUCAGCGUCAAUCCUGCAAGUGGGGCCAUAGUGUUUUGCUGUUGUUUUCAAGAAAGUCAGCCUUGUAUUAAGUUUCCAUGUCGUCCCAUUUCUCAUUGUAUAAGUCACUUCUUUACGCAUCAGUCAUUUCCUCACAUAAUUCCCCAUAGCAUACCACUGUGCAGCAUCUUCGCAAUGAAAGAAGCACCCAAUUGGCCAAUUGAUGGGGGCGAACGAGCCUGGCUCUCGACCUUUGGAGCUUGGUGGGCUAUCUUCAUCACCUUUGGCUGGGUCAAUUCACUGGGAGUGUUCCAGUCUUACUACGAACAAACCCUCUUGCGGGAUUACUCGCCAUCAGCAAUCGCGUGGAUCGCAUCAGUUCAACAGUGCUUGAUCUACAGUGCAGGCAUUGUUCUUGGCAAAAUCUUCGACGGCUAUGGACCCCGCUGGCUCCUCAUUAUCGGUGGCCUUGCACAAGUUUUCGGUCUUAUGAUGACUUCGAUCUCUACGGAAUUCUACCAGGUUUUCCUGGCUCAAGCGGUCUGCAGCGCAAUUGGCGCAAGUGCUGUCGUGUAUGGUACUCUGGGCGCUCUUGCGACCUGGUGGAAAGUGCGAAGGGCCACUGCAUACGGUAUUGCCACUUCUGGCUCGUCGAUUGGUGGUGUCAUCUUCCCUGUCAUGGUCAAUCGUCUCAUUCCACAAGUCGGAUUUGGAUGGACCAUGCGUGCGGUUGCUUUCAUUAUCCUGUUCGGAGUGGCUGUAUCCGCAGUCACGAUCCACUCAAACAGGGCUCACACCCCGACCCCAUUCUACAUCCAUACAUACCUGACGCCGUUGAAAGACAAGAGAUUUGCCCUACUUUGUGUGUCAAUGACACUGUUCGGAUUUGGAUUAUUCCUUCCGUUCAAUUUCCUUCCCUCGGCCGCGCAAUCUCUAGGCAUGUCUUUUGAGUUGUCAAUUUACGCGAUAGCCGUCCUUAACGCUGUGAGCGUCUUCGGGCGGAUUCUUCCCGGAUUCCUCGCAGAUUCCUUCGGCCGCUUCAACAUGAUGAUGAUCUGCACACUGGUCUCCGCCAUUCUUACGUUGGCGCUCUGGCUACCUGGACAUAAUAACGCAGCCACCCUCAGCUUCGCGGCAUUUUUCGGUUUCUUCUCCGGAAGUUACGUCUCGUUGACACCUGCUCUGGUGGUAGAGGUUUCACCUCCUACAGAAAUUGGACACCGCACUGGCGUACUCUAUUUCUUCAUCUCUAUUGGUGUCCUUACAGGAAGCCCCAUCGCGGGUGCGCUUGUGGGAGCUAACGAUGGCAAAUACACCUACCUGAAGAUAUUUGCCGGCGUGACCAUGCUUGUAGGAGCGCUGUUGAUCGCUGUCCUCCGCUUCUACAUCCAUCAUCUAGCAGCGAAGCCAAAACCAGCACCAGUGGAGCCCGCUAUGGAAGAGACGGGGAAACAGUAAUAAUUAAUCACGAGACUGAGAGGGCAUCGUAAAAGAGGAAGUACGGAGUGGCAAUAUGUAUUCGGCGCGAAUGAGAGAGCAGAAAAGUUAAAGCAUGGGACGAGACUCACGGAAUGGCAUAUUUAAGAUAAUUAUGGUUUGUAUAUAUUGCGGUAUCGAUUGGUCCAUACAAAGUCUGCCUAUACUCCUGACACACUACCACAGUCUAGUGUGUUACAGGUCAGGUAUAUAGUCGUCUUCUCCUAGCUAUAUAGCAACUCAGCGCAGUAUUCCAUCAACCCGAUAGUCCUACGUUGUCAUUUACCGUGGCUAUCAGUGUACUACAGCGGGCUACGCCGCCACAGUGUCUAUAUAGUCUCUUGUCCCUACUCAG
Messenger RNA from Macroventuria anomochaeta, 2055 nucleotides. RefSeq names its product MFS general substrate transporter. Gene Ontology annotation, biological process: transmembrane transport. The transcript has a single exon. Gene Ontology annotation, molecular function: transmembrane transporter activity. NCBI's taxonomy places the organism in Eukaryota, Fungi, Ascomycota, Dothideomycetes, Pleosporales, Didymellaceae. The record is from RefSeq and is a predicted model, not a curated record. The coding region runs from base 420 to 1682 and encodes 420 amino acids. Gene Ontology annotation, cellular component: fungal-type vacuole membrane.